This is a messenger RNA of Aspergillus nidulans FGSC A4, 813 nucleotides long. Its product is annotated as YdcF family protein. The record is from RefSeq and is a predicted model, not a curated record. The coding region runs from base 1 to 813 and encodes 270 amino acids. The transcript has a single exon. Lineage: Eukaryota; Fungi; Ascomycota; Eurotiomycetes; Eurotiales; Aspergillaceae.
AUGCUCGCUGUCAGCCCAAAGAUAGUUGCCGAUAUAAAUCUGCUGGCGGGUUACCUGAGUUACCCACAGCUCCAGCUCGAAGAUCUAUCAUCAAUUUCCCCAGCCGACAGCAUCAUUAUCUGUGCCUCCAUGAUCCUUCAUCAGGCGGAGUCUCUUUUCCAUGCCCUUCAAGAAAACCCAUCCCUCACGAAAACCUUGGUCCUAUGUGGCGGCAUCGGCCAUUCGACUCAAUAUAUAUAUGAAGCAGUGGCCCAACACAGCCGCUUUUCCUCCAUUAGCAACGACAUCCAACAUCUGCCCGAGGCCUGGGUCCUAGAGCGUAUUCUAGAUACCUUCUUUGAUCGAGCUGUCAUUACAAGUCAAGGGUGUCGCAUCCUGAUCGAGGACCGGUCCACCAAUUGUGGGGAAAAUGCCCUAUUUAGUCGGAAAGUGCUGGACGAUGCGGGAUUGCAUAAUCUCCACAGGUGUGUUCUUAUUCAGGACCCCACGAUGAUGCGGCGGACCGUGGCGUCGUUCCAGAAAGCCUACGAAGAGCGGACAGAGAUGCCUUUGUUUUUAAGUUGUCCGCUCCUUGUUCCGCAGGUGGAGGGGUCAAAGGAACCAGGAGGAAACCUGCGCUAUGCGAUGUCGGAAGUGAGGUUAUGGCCGCUUGAACGGUUUAUAUCCCUAACUCUGGGAGAAAUCCCGAGACUGAGAGAUGAUGAAGAUGGGUAUGGGCCGAGGGGACGGAACUUUAUCUCUCAUGUAAAGGUUCCGGUGGAUAUCGAGGCAGCCUGGACGCGACUGCGUGCCUCCUUCAAUACACGUAGGUGA